AUGCGUGCCACCACCGCGAUCUCCGUCCUCUUCGCUUUGGCGGCCUCCGUCAGCGGAUGGACUCUGGCUCUCCACGAUACCGACGCUGGCUCUAACCCAAGCAACUACUACUCCCUCGAAGGCAGUGCCACAUCCGAGGGCUCGGCAGGCUGCAUCACCCUGCCAGGCAGCAUCCCAGGCGAUGUGUCCUACUGCCGAUUCUUCACCGGUGGUGGUAGCAGCUCCCAAGCCUGCUCAGCGGGAACUUUCACCAGCCCGUCUUCUGCACUCCUGAGGGACGGCGGAGCGUGCACUGUGUACCAUGGCGGACAGUGCUCUGGCGCUUACAGCGGCUGGGGCGCUGGUAGCAGGUCGAACGUCAACAACCCCUCUGCCAACUGGAACAGCGUUAAGUGCUGGAACACUUAG
This is a messenger RNA of Zasmidium cellare ATCC 36951, 408 nucleotides long. RefSeq lists its product as uncharacterized. The transcript is spliced from 2 exons. The coding region runs from base 1 to 408 and encodes 135 amino acids. NCBI's taxonomy places the organism in Eukaryota, Fungi, Ascomycota, Dothideomycetes, Mycosphaerellales, Mycosphaerellaceae. The record is from RefSeq and is a predicted model, not a curated record.